This is a messenger RNA of Dovyalis caffra, 561 nucleotides long. Lineage: Eukaryota; Viridiplantae; Streptophyta; Magnoliopsida; Malpighiales; Salicaceae. The record is from the annotation of a GenBank genome assembly.
AUGCCAAAACCCAAAUAUAUAAAAACAGAAAAAACUAACUAUAAAACCAAAAUCCAGCUCUCCAUUCCACCCUCAACAUCCUCUCCCCGUCUUUCUCUAUCUCUCUCUCUCUUUAAAAAUGGAGCCCCCACUAACCUCCCCGAGACCACCACCUCCACCACCACAAGAACCACCAUCUCCACCACCACAAGACCAACAACAUCAAAAGAUUUAGACUUUGACAGCAUUAGAGCCAUCAAAGUCCUAGGCAAAGGAGCCAUGGGGACAGUAUUUCUUGUCCACAAUCAAGAAACAGACCCAACAGCCAAGAACCCGUUUGCCCUCAAGGUGGUCGAAAAAUCCACACUCCAUACCAAAUUCGACGCCGAUCGCCGUGCACGGUGGGAGAUCCAAGUCUUGAACCAAUUAUCCACCCCAAAAGCAACCCACCCAUUUCUUCCUCACCUCAUUGCCUCCAUAGAAACCCAAGAAUUCCUUGCUUGGGCUGUCCCCUUUGUCCGGGUGGUGAUCUUAACGUCCUCCGCCACCGCCAAAACGAUCGUGUUUUCUCACCUGCUGUAA